AUGCUAGCAGGCCUGAAUGAGUCGCUGUUUGUUGCCUUGGAGACGGUUCUGGACAGAACCGCCUUCCGACCUGUCCACAGCCUAUCAACACCCACUAACGUCAGCAUCAAGCUCACUGUCGUCGGUAUUCUGGGAGUGGAGUGGAAGACAGAGGCCGUGAAGUGGGACCCCUUACAAUGCGGAACCUCCAGGAUUUCAUUACCCAGAAGCAUGCUGUGGACACCUGACAUUCUCAUCAAUGAAGUUAUGGAAGAAGACCAGUCCCCAGAAGCACCCUAUGUGUAUCUGAACUACACUGGUCAUGUGUUUGAUGCCCACCCUAUCAGAGUGGUGAGCGCCUGUAGGCUGGACAUCUAUGCCUUUCCCUUCGAUGUGCAGAACUGUUCUCUCACCUUCGGAUCCUAUCUCCAUGUUGCCUCAGACUUGCAGCUGACUCUGGGCAGGAAUAUCUCGGAGGUGCUGGAGGAGUCUCGGAGCGUUCUGCGUUCGGCAGGAGAGUGGGAGCUGCUGGACCUCAGGGCCACUGACAACGCCCCACACACCAGGGAUCACCCCAUACAUCAUGAUCACGACCAGGUCGUCUUCUAUAUCAUUCUGCGGCGGAGGGCCACCCUGUAUGUGGUGAACCUCCUGGUCCCCAGCUGCUUCCUCAUCACAGUGGACCUCUUCAGCUUCCUCCUGCCCCCCCAGAGUGUGGACCGCUCCUCCUUCAAGAUGACCCUGAUCCUGGGCUACACCGUCUUCCUGCUCAUCAUGAACGACCUGCUGCCCAUCACUGGCAGCAGGACACCCCUGAUAAAUGUUUUCUUCUCAAUCUGCCUGGCUCUGAUGGUGUCUAGUCUUCUAGAGACGAUUCUGAUCACCAACAUCCUGUACAGUUCUAGCCAGUACCCCUCGAUCCCACGCUGGAUCCGUGUGAUUGUCCUGCAGUACCUGGCCCGGCUCGUCUGCCUGUACCAAAAGCCCAGCAACCGUGUCACUGUCACACUGCACUCUGCUGUUCAAGCAGAAAAGUAUGAGGCUGCUGCCGGGCCCUCUGUUAUCUCAGGGCCCCAGGAGCCUCAGGGGCCCCAAGGGAAGGGCCACUUCCAUGAGGAGCUGCUGCUGCAGGAGCUGAGGAGGCUGAGUGCAGACCUGCUGGCCAUCCGGUUGAAGAUGGACCGCAGCCAGCAGGGCAGUCAGAACGCAGAGGAGUGGGUCCAGAUCGGCAAUGUCAUCGACCGCCUGCUCUUCUGCCUCUACCUGCUCUUCAUCUGUGCCAGCUUCCUCACCAUCAUUAUGAUCUGGGCACACUGGCAUAGUCAGUGACCCUACAGCAGGCCCUACAGACCCUACAGACCCUACAGCAGAAACCCUACAGACCCUACAGCAGGCCCUACAGACC
This is a messenger RNA of Conger conger (European conger), 1384 nucleotides long. RefSeq names its product 5-hydroxytryptamine receptor 3A-like. Bases 1 to 1308 code for a protein of 435 amino acids. Gene Ontology annotation, cellular component: postsynaptic membrane; neuron projection; synapse. NCBI's taxonomy places the organism in Eukaryota, Metazoa, Chordata, Actinopteri, Anguilliformes, Congridae. Gene Ontology annotation, biological process: regulation of membrane potential; signal transduction; monoatomic ion transmembrane transport. The record is from RefSeq and is a predicted model, not a curated record. The transcript has 8 exons. Gene Ontology annotation, molecular function: extracellular ligand-gated monoatomic ion channel activity; neurotransmitter receptor activity; transmembrane signaling receptor activity.